Molecule: messenger RNA, 2483 nt
Organism: Lates calcarifer (barramundi perch)
Lineage: Eukaryota; Metazoa; Chordata; Actinopteri; Centropomidae
Gene: actr5
Product: actin related protein 5
Biological process (GO): regulation of DNA-templated transcription
Cellular component (GO): Ino80 complex; cytoplasm
Source: RefSeq, a predicted model, not a curated record
AAGCUUCCAGUCGAAUGUAUUUUGCAGAAGCCCACUUUCAAAAUGGCUUCCCAAGACCGGCCGGUUUGCCAAAUUUUCUCAUUUCAGGACUGUAAAGCCUCCCCCGACCCGAUUUUUGAACUUCCCGCCCAGUGUCUGACCCCUACACCGGUCCCGAUAGUGAUAGAUAACGGCUCCUUCCAGACCCGGGCCGGUUGGGCGGCUUCAGCGGCCGAGUUUGACUCUCCGCGGCUGCUCUUCAGGUCUGUGGCGGCGCGGAGCAGAGGGGCCGCCCGCAGCGAGACCCAGAUCGGUAACGACAUCCCCAACCUGGAGCCGCUUCGGUGGCUGCUGAAGAGCCAGUUCGACCGAAACGUCGUGGUCAACUUCGAGAUCCAGGAGCUCAUCUUCGACUAUGUGUUUACACAUCUGGGCAUCGCCUCUGAGGGCGGUGUGGAGCACCCCAUCGUGCUCACAGAAGCACCCUGUAACCCGCUGCACUGUCGGCAGAUGAUGUCAGAGUUGCUCUUUGAGUGCUACCGUGUCCCGUACGUCUCCUACGGCGUGGACGGCUUGUACAGUUUCUACCACAAUAACACCCAGAGAAACAUCCGUCCAACCCACACAGGCCUUGUUCUGUCCUCAGGAUACCACUGCUCACACAUCCUGCCAGUUAUCAACGGCAGGUUGGAUGCGGUGAACUGUAAGCGUGUGAACGUGGCUGGGAGUCAAGCAGCAUCUUACCUGCAGCGCCUCCUCCAGCUGAAAUACCCAGGUCACCUCGCUGCCAUCACACUCAGCCGCAUGGAGGAACUGCUGCAUGAACACAGUUACACUGCUGUGGAUUAUCAUGAAGAGCUGGAAAAGUGGCGUAGCCCAGAGUUUUAUGAGCGGGAGGUUCACCGUAUGCAGCUUCCCUUCUCGGGUAAGGUGCCGGGCGGCGGUGUGAGCGUGGAGGAGAGGCAGGAGAGACGAGCUCAGCAGCUUCGACGGCUUCAGGAGAUCAAUGCCCGUCGGCGGGAAGAGAAGCUGCAGCAGGACCAAGAGAGGCUGGACAGACUUCUGGCAGUGCAGGAGCUGCUGGAUGACGGCCUGUUGGAUCAGUUUCAUAAGAGGCUGGUGGAGCUCAACAUGGACUCAGCUGAGGAGCUGCAGUCAUACAUCAACAAGCUGCAGCUGGCUGUGGAGCAGGGAAGACAAAAACUGCUCCACAGCGAUGGAGCAGACGGAAAGAUGGAGGUGUCUGAGCUGGAGCAGCCGAUGGACGAGGGAGAUGGAGUGGCACUGAUGGAUCCUGACUUCCCUGAGGACACGCUGCCAGAAAAACCUGCUAAUGUGGUUCAGCCCAUGUUCAACAUGGCGGAGUACCACCAGCUGUUUGUAGGGACAGAGCGUCUGCGGUGUCCAGAGAUCCUGUUCCAGCCCUCGCUGACUGGAGAGGACCAGAUGGGACUGAUGGAGACGCUGCAGUACGUCCUGGCCAGGUACUCUCCAGAGCAGCAGGAGGCGCUGGUGAGCAAUGUAUUUCUGACAGGGGGGAACAUGCAAUAUCCCGGGAUGAAGGAGAGAGUGGAGCGAGAGCUGCUGGCUAUGAGGCCUUUCCAGUCACACUUCAAGGUGACCAUGGCAUCACAGCCAGCCCUGGACGCCUGGUACGGGGCAAGAGACUGGGCCUUGGAGAUCCACCUGGAGGAGGGGCAGCAGGAGGGAUGGAUCAGCAGACAGGAGUAUGAGGAGAAAGGAGGCGAGUAUCUGAGCGAACACUGUGCCUCUAACGCCUUCAUUCCCAUGAAGAUUGCCAAACCAGUUCCCGCUCGCCCAGCCGAGAGCUCCAUUACCACACUGACUUUAACUGGAACUUCUUCUGCCGUCUCCACGGUUACGUCUGCCCUAACUCCCUCCUGUUCUACUGUUGCUGCUGAUGUUUCUGUGGUUACCUCCUGAACUGAGAUCUCAGAUAUCAUGAGUCUUAUUUUGGGAUGAAGUGAAGUGUAUACUUUUUUGGUGGACCCUCUUUCAUCCAGUUCAACUUGUCUGCCUUUAUCAGUGUCUCAUGACUCCCAGCAUGCCUUUCAGCAACCCCCAGACAAGAGUUAUGAAAUUGUUGCAUUCAGUCAAAGGUCAAUAAGAUGUGUCUGGCCUAAACAUAAAUGUAACUGCAAAUUUUUUACAGUGUAAGGGAGUGGAUUUUUCCUUUAUGUACCAGUGAAGUCACCAUUCUUGAAUGUAGAAAUGGGAAUACACUUCCUGUCUGUUCUCGGUCUGCAGAGAGACCUCAUCUGUUCACUGUUUGUUUUUUGGUCUCCUGUGACUUUUGUGACUGGAAAUACUGUUUUGUUUUAUUUUCAUUUUGCCUGAAGAAACCACAAGAGACCGUUCAUGUUGAACAGCCAUCAAAUUAAUGAUCUUAAAAGUCCAGUGGGAAUAUUUUUGUGUAUCGUUAUGUAAAUAGAAUUUGCUGUUUGUACGUUUUUAAAAAAUAUAUAUAUUUUCACUGAUGGAAA